Populus euphratica (Euphrates poplar) is the source of this 1787-nucleotide messenger RNA. Its product is annotated as non-specific phospholipase C2-like. The transcript is spliced from 6 exons. The coding region runs from base 118 to 1695 and encodes 525 amino acids. Lineage: Eukaryota; Viridiplantae; Streptophyta; Magnoliopsida; Malpighiales; Salicaceae. Gene Ontology annotation, molecular function: hydrolase activity, acting on ester bonds. The record is from RefSeq and is a predicted model, not a curated record. Gene Ontology annotation, biological process: phospholipid catabolic process.
UUGUAACGAGCACACUAUAAAAAAGGUCACGGGCUUGAUUACAGAAAUCGUCAAACAUAGCCGUAACCAAAAGGUGAAAGAUCAUCCUCUCCUUUCUCCCCUCUGAUCCAUCUCCGAAUGCAACAAAACAUGUCCACAAAAAGACCCACUGCCAUCUUUCUCCUCCUCCUCCUCCUCCUACUCCUCCAUGACCGAAUCCAUGCAAGCUCGAUAAAAACUGUAGUGGUAGUAGUGAUGGAAAAUCGUUCUUUUGAUCACAUGCUAGGUUGGAUGAAGAAAAUCAACCCUGAAAUCAAUGGUGUUGAUGGCACUCAGUGGAAUCCAUUGAACAUAAGCGAUCCAAGUUCGCAGAAAUUCUUCACCAAUAACCAAGCUCAGUAUGUUGACCCUGAUCCUGGCCACUCUUUUCAAGCAAUAAGGGAGCAAAUAUUUGGGUCUGAAGACACAUCCAAGAAUCCUCCUCCCAUGAAUGGCUUUGCUCAACAGGCUUUCUCGAUGGACACAUCGACCAACUUGUCUCGGGAUGUCAUGAAUGGAUUUGAGCCUGAUAUGGUAGCUGUGUACAAGACACUUGUAUCUGAAUUUUCUGUCUUUGACAGGUGGUUUGCUUCUGUGCCAUCAUCCACACAACCCAACCGUCUAUUUGUUCACUCAGGCACAUCCGCCGGAGCUACCAGCAACAUUCCGGCAUUGCUCGUUAAGGGGUACCCCCAAAGAACAAUUUUCGAGAACCUUGACGAUGCUGGAAUAUCUUGGGGAAUAUACUAUCAGAACAUUCCCGCCACAUUGUUUUACAGGAACUUAAGGAAGCUCAAGUACAUCACUAAAUUCCAUCCUUAUGGCAUGUCGUUUAAAAAACAUGCAAAACAAGGCAAACUUCCUGGUUAUGCCGUGCUUGAGCAGCGGUACAUGGACAUCAAGAUAUCUCCUGCCAACGACGAUCAUCCUUCCCAUGAUGUUUAUCAAGGGCAAAUGUUUGUCAAAGAGGUGUACGAGACACUAAGGGCAAGUCCACAAUGGAACGAAACUCUAUUGGUAAUCACAUAUGACGAGCAUGGUGGGUUCUAUGAUCAUGUGGCUACACCUGUGAGUGGGGUCCCUAGUCCCGAUGACAUUGUGGGACCUGAGCCAUUUUUGUUCAAGUUUGAUAGACUUGGGGUUAGAGUUCCUACAAUCGUGGUCUCACCUUGGAUAGAGAAGGGAACCGUUGUCCAUGGACCUAAUGGGUCACCAUUUUCAACAUCAGAAUACGAACACUCAUCCAUUCCUGCGACGGUGAAGAAGCUCUUUAACAUGCCGUCUCCUUACUUGACAAGGAGGGAUGAAUGGGCGGGUACCUUUGAAGGAAUCUUACAGACUCGGACUGAGCCCAGAACUGAUUGCCCAGAGCAACUACCAACUCCAACUCAGGUCAGGAAGAGCGAGCCCAAUGAAGAUGCCAAGCUUACUGAAUUCCAGCAGGAGCUACUACAGCUUGCAGCUGUGCUAAAAGGAGAUCAUAUUUUGACGAGUUACCCUGACAAAAUAGGGAGGGAAAUGACAGUCAAGCAAGGUAAUGAUUACAUGGAGGAUGCACUGAAACGAUUCUUCGAAGCAGGACUUUAUGCUAAAAGCAUGGGAGUUGAUGAAGAACAAAUUGUUCAAAUGAGGCCCUCCCUCACUACAAGACCAUCCAAACCAACCAAUCAUCCAUGAAGAUCUUUGUUACAUACUCGGCAACAUUAGCUAUUGUGCCCACAGCUAAAAAAGAAAAAGAAAAAGAAAAAAGAAUCCCUCUUCUUACUCUA